AUGGCGCGCGCUAUCGGCAUAGCAGAAUCUAGGAAGCAGAUAACCCAACUCACGGCUGCAAUCAACAAUAGCACUCGCUCAAAUGAGAACCGAGAUCCUGCCCACCAACGCGUGCUGUUGAACAAGCUUGACGGUCUCUUCCGACGCGGCCGCCCCUUCAUCGACCUCGACGGCAAACCUCCCUUGCGCAAUCCCUCAGACGAACCCCUCCAUCCGCAGGAUCCUGAGAUCGCGAACGUCAUCCGCUCGCUCGCGUUGUACUUCGGCGCGCUCUGCAUGGACCUGGACAAUUUUCAGCCUCCUGCAGACCCGACAGUCGUCUUCCAGCACCUGCUUUCCUACGUUCCUGUCGUCCUACAGUGGCUCGACUUCGUGCAUCCCAUGAACGGGAAUGUAAAGAGGGAUGAGGAGGACGUGCCAAUGGAACAUUUAACUAUCUGCUACCCCAUCAUCAUCACCUUGACCGGCUUGUGCACGCCACAACUCUACGGCGGCGUCGAGAAGAUGCGCGAGUACCUGCUCUCUACGCACGUUCUUCUCUACGUGACGGAUCUAUGGACCAACCUCUUUCGUUACGCUAAACGCCCGUCAAUAUCCACCGCGGCUCUGACCGUCAAGCUGCUCUACAAGUUCGCGUAUGAUGGCUUCGCCAGCGAGAAGAAGCCCCGCAUACACAUCGCCGACGACAUUGCCUAUGCGAUACGGCAGAAACUGCAGAACCAGCCGCGUCGCAUGUGCCGCCUCAUCGCCCGUUACGCCACACUAUUUGAAGGACCAGUGCAGGAAGAGGUAGCGCUCGAGCUCUUCCGCUUCGCAAGCAGCCUCAGCUCUAUACCCGGACUCGCGCCGCUUUCCUGUCCCAGAAGCGUCGUCCGAGCCCUCGUCACUGCCUUGCAGGGCUACGCCAAUAACCCGAACUCCGGCGCCGCGGGCCUCUGCCUUAUGUACCUCGCGGACAUAUGGACAAAAUCAAGGACGCAGAAAGCCCUCGUGUGGUCCCUCAACGACGGCGUCUUUCUCAUGUUCUUCCGGAUCUUGGCGAGCAAGACGGGAACCAUCCUGACCCUGGAUCCUGCGGGAAAGAGUCUGCAGGACGGCUUUGCGUUUUGGCGCGUCCUAGAUGCGUUUGAGCGCAACAACGCACACUUGAUUCCCGAGUUGCGUCGUGUUGCGGACUCGCAUCCUGCGAUGGCCGGUAUCUUGACCGCUUACGACGCUCGCAUCACUGUGCAUCGGACAGCGGGAGAGGACUGGAGGGCACGGAAGAAGCGAUGCUCGCUAGAGCACUCGUGCCCGAACGUGUCGAAUACGCGCAGACCUCGCAUGCGUGCGUGUGCAUGUCGAGGAGCUUGGUACUGCUCGGCCGAGUGUCAGCGUGCACAUUGGAAAGAGCACCGCCAGCAAUGCCUUUACGCAGACGAGAGGCAGACAACCAUGCGUGACGUGCACUUCGGCGUCGCGCUUGCCUACGAAUAUCUAUAUGCGAAUCAAAUACGCAUCACCUCGGAUGCACUAGUGCUGGACCCACAUCGCCAACACGUUAUUCUGCUUGACAUCGACCUUCGACCAGCCGUAUUGCAGCAUAGAGUAGUCAUUGGUGGACCGAAAAACCCGUCCGACACUAUGUGGCGCGGGCUAGUCUCGACGUGCUGGCGUGAGGGAGGCGUGGAUAGGAUGGAAUUGAUAGACGGAGGUUACGACUUGUACUCUUGGGACCCUUACCUUUAG
Messenger RNA from Schizophyllum commune H4-8, 1728 nucleotides. RefSeq lists its product as uncharacterized. Lineage: Eukaryota; Fungi; Basidiomycota; Agaricomycetes; Agaricales; Schizophyllaceae. The coding region runs from base 1 to 1728 and encodes 575 amino acids. The transcript is spliced from 3 exons. The record is from RefSeq and is a predicted model, not a curated record.